Messenger RNA from Daldinia vernicosa, 975 nucleotides. RefSeq lists its product as uncharacterized. The coding region runs from base 1 to 975 and encodes 324 amino acids. The transcript has 2 exons. The record is from RefSeq and is a predicted model, not a curated record. NCBI's taxonomy places the organism in Eukaryota, Fungi, Ascomycota, Sordariomycetes, Xylariales, Hypoxylaceae. Gene Ontology annotation, molecular function: protein dimerization activity.
AUGCCGUACAAUGCUGGACGCUAUGAUAUCUCAGUUGCUCUGCCCGUUCAAAUGGUUUCUUCAGAGCACCUGUCGUCGGCGUACGUCUCUGACGACACUUACUACAGAGGCGAACAUGCAUCGUCACAGGGUCAGAACGUCUCGUACGCCUCUUAUCCCACCAUUACACCUAACAGGGCCUCGGAAAGCAUGCUAGGCUACCAAAAUCAGUCACUUACUCCUGUCACGGUCCCGAGUAUCCCGAAUUACGUUGUGGGUGGCCACAAUCCAACGGAUGUGAAUGGAGCAUCGUUUACUACACCCACAGGAGACCCCUUUAGCCUCCCAUUUUACCAAGCCGUACCAUCAGAGUCCAGGUCCGUCGAUACCACCGAUACUUAUCGCCAUCCUUAUCCGCCAGGGUACGGAGCAGCAACAAUGAGCCCGCGCGUUCCAUCGGCAGGGGCAUCGACUGGUUCCAGCCACAAAAAGAACAAGCAUUCGUCACGGCCAAGAAAGUCUAAGCAGCCACAGGUACUCUCGCCUGGAAGCACGUCGUCAGCGUCAAACUCUGGCAGAUCCAGACUCCGUAGUGCUUCUCGCACAAGCAAAAACACGCACCACAACCCCCCAGCUACAGUCGAGGAGCAAAAAAGCCGUGACACGCAUAACCAAGUGGAAAAGCAGUACCGGAACAGACUUAAUGCUCACUUUGAAAGCCUACUAGACGCUCUACCGGAAACCAUGCAAGCUGGCGAGGGUGAUGACGAGGGGGAAUCGUUGGACUUGACUGACCGGAGAGUCAGCAAAGCAGAAGUAUUAGAUAUGGCUCGGCGUCACAUUCAAGCCUUGGAGCGCGAAUGCGCUGCCUUGGAAGGGGAAAGAGACGAACUCCGAAAUAACAUGGAGAGGUUGCGCUGGCUGUUUGGACGGUGCGAAGGGACCGACGGGUUCAACGAGCAACUGAACUUCCCAGGCGCGGGAGGCUUACAUUGA